Messenger RNA from Pistacia vera, 2009 nucleotides. Its product is annotated as mannan endo-1,4-beta-mannosidase 7. The coding region runs from base 386 to 1687 and encodes 433 amino acids. Lineage: Eukaryota; Viridiplantae; Streptophyta; Magnoliopsida; Sapindales; Anacardiaceae. Gene Ontology annotation, molecular function: hydrolase activity, hydrolyzing O-glycosyl compounds. The transcript has 5 exons. The record is from RefSeq and is a predicted model, not a curated record.
UACCCUGGUGGUUCAAAAGUUGUGUUUUGGGCCUUCAGAACCCGGGUUCGAGGAUGACAAUUGACACCCUAAAAAAAAAAAAACCGAAAAAAAAAAAAAGAAGAAGAAGGUUGAAGAAGAAGAAACUAGAUAACACAAAAAAGAGGUAUUCUAAAAUACCUCCUUUUUGUAAUGGAGUGAUUUAAAGAAUUUGUGAUGAUCAAUUGGUGUAAAAUUAAAUAUAAUUUUAGCAGUUGUAUGAAGACAAAAUGACUGCUUUAAAGUUUAAAAACCUCAUCUUCUAAUUUUACUAACGCUUCAAAACACUACCUUUUUCUAAGCCUUAUAUUUUAUCCACACCAUUCCUUCCUCAACUCAGACAAACGCAUACAAAGAGUUAACACAGAUGAGGCAUUUGGCUUUGGCUCUUUUGUUGGCCAUAUUGAUCCACCACCUAUGUUUUCAUAUCCAUGUUGAAGCGGGAGAUGGUUUUGUUAGAAGCAGAGGAGUGCAUUUUCUGUUGAAUGGUAAUCCUUACUAUGCAAACGGGUUCAAUGCCUACUGGCUCAUGUACAUAGCUUCUGAUCCAUCUCAAAGAUCCAAAGUAUCAACUGCUUUUCAUGAAGCUACAAGCCAUGGCCUCACAGUGGCUCGAACUUGGGCUUUCAGUGAUGGUGGUUACAGACCCUUACAGUAUUCUCCUGGCGCCUACAAUGAGCAAAUGUUUAAGGGAUUGGAUUUUGUGAUAGCUGAGGCCAGAAGGCAUGGGAUUAAGCUGAUAUUGAGUUUAGCGAAUAACUAUGAAAGUUUUGGAGGGAAGAAACAGUAUGUGAACUGGGCUAGAAGUCAAGGCCAGUACUUGACAUCUGAUGAUGAUUUCUUUAGAAACCCUGUGGUUAAGGGUUAUUACAAGAACCAUAUCAAGACUGUUCUUAAUAGAUAUAAUAGCUUUACGGGAAUUCAUUACAAAGAUGACCCUACAAUCAUGGCCUGGGAACUUAUGAAUGAGCCCAGGUGCACAUCAGAUCCUUCUGGAAGGACCAUUCAGGCUUGGAUAAUGGAAAUGGCUUCCUAUGUGAAAUCCAUAGACAGAAAUCACUUGCUGGAAGUUGGUUUAGAAGGAUUUUAUGGACAAUCAACACCUCAAAGGAAGAGGCUCAAUCCCAAUCUUGAUAUUGGAACAGACUUCAUUGCUAAUAAUCGAAUCCCUGGCAUUGAUUUCGCAACUGUUCAUUCAUAUCCUGAUCAAUGGUUAUCUGAUUCCAAUGAUCAAUAUCAACUUUCUUUCUUGAACAACUGGCUCAACUCUCAUAUGCAAGAUGCACAAUACAUUCUUCGGAAGCCAAUACUAGUGACAGAAUUCGGGAAAUCCUGGAAAGAUCCAGGUUACAACACCUACCAAAGAGACUUACUAUUCAAAACUGUCUACUAUCAUAUAUACUUAUCAGCUAAAAGAGGAGGUGCAGCAGCAGGAGGCCUGUUUUGGCAACUUUUAACAGAAGGCAUGGACUCUUUUCGCGAUGGAUAUGAUAUAGUUUUGACUCAAAGCCCCUCAACUGCCAAUGUGAUUACUCAACAGUCUCACAAGUUGUAUCAAAUUGGUAAGAUUUUCACAAGAAUGAGAAAUGUGGAGAGGUGGAAGAGGGCAAGGGCCAGUAGAAGGGCUCAGUGGCAUGGCAAAAACAGGGGAAAGCAUAUUGGGAACUGAAAAGAUGCAUUUGUGGCAUAUUUAAGUUUUAGUCAAGAGCUUGUUUGUGUUAAACGUAUUAAGGUGACGUUUGGGAAGUGGGUUCUCUCUUAGAGAUGAUUGUCGUUCGUCCAGGAGGCUUACUGGGACAUACACUAUACGUUAUUUCUAUAUUUCUUGCACUUUUGUUGUCUACUGAAUUGUUUAGAGUACUCUUUGUUGGGGAAUUGAAGAACCUUAAACUUAUUGUUGGCUUGUUGAGUGAUACUAGACCUUGUCCAAACAGAUGUUUAAGUUUUAUCAUAAAAAUUAGAGCAGAACGACAUUUUCCCACCCAAGCUUU